AUGGAGGAGGACAACAACCACGAAAACCCUAACACCAACAACAACCAACCGGCACCCAGCAACUCCACAUCCUCCCCUCCGCACCCUUCCUCCCCCUCCGCUUCCACCGGCGGCUCGAAGAAGGGCGGCGGCGGGGGGAAGUCCGGCGGGAAAGGAGGCCCCGACAACGGCAAGUUCCGGUACCGGGGCGUCCGGCAGCGCAGCUGGGGGAAGUGGGUCGCCGAGAUCCGCGAGCCGAGGAAGCGGACCCGCAAGUGGCUCGGCACCUUCUCCACCGCCGAGGACGCCGCCCGAGCCUACGACCGCGCCGCCCUCGUCCUCUACGGCUCCCGCGCCCAGCUCAACCUCCAGCCCUCCUUACCCGCCGGCUCUUCCUCCACCGCCACUUCCACCGCCUCCUCCUCCUCCUCCUCCUCCCAAGCCGCUCGCAACUCCUCGGCUCAAACCCUCCGCCCCAUCCUCCCCCGCCCCUCCUCCUCCUCCUUGGGCUUCGCCGGCUUCAACCCUUUCGCUGCCACGUCAGCGUACCACCCCCAGCAACUCCUCCACAAUGUCGCGGUGCCUGAUACGACGCCGUCCUUACCGUUCCCUUUUUCGCAUCACCUGCUCCAUCACAACAGCCAUUUCCAGCAACUCCCCAGCCAUCCCAUGAUGGGCUCUACGACGACGACGACGACGUAUGAGGAUGUAGGACAUCAACGACAGCUGCAUCAGCAGGGCGAGGGGCAUUGUCUCUACGACGACAUAGGUGUGCUGGCCGGGUCGGUUGGAUCCGGGCUGUCGAUCUCGAACAACGCGACGCAGCCGGUUCAUGUUGCUGCGACUGGGCUGGGCCAGCAAGAUCCGGGCUUGCAUGUCGGGCCCGGGUCGCCUGGAGCUGGAUUCUGGCCCACGAUUUCGGGUGAGGAGUACCCGGCGCCGUCGAUAUGGGACUACGGCGACCAUUCCUUGUUUGACUUCUAG
This is a messenger RNA of Linum tenue, 963 nucleotides long. The record is from the annotation of a GenBank genome assembly. Lineage: Eukaryota; Viridiplantae; Streptophyta; Magnoliopsida; Malpighiales; Linaceae.